Molecule: messenger RNA, 2985 nt
Organism: Liolophura sinensis
Lineage: Eukaryota; Metazoa; Mollusca; Polyplacophora; Chitonida; Chitonidae
Exons: 3
Coding region: 64-594 (176 amino acids)
Source: RefSeq, a predicted model, not a curated record
AAAACCCACGCCAUAUUAGCUGCAGCAUUCACAGAGGAGCCGGUGUCCACAACGAAAUAGACAAUGGAAAUCGUUUACGCUGUCGUUUUUGUGAUCUUUGCUGCAACUGUGGGGACAGUGUAUAGUAAAGAUGUCUUGAUGGAUUGUUAUGAGUGCAAUGUGCACCUGUGCAGCCGUAACCAGAGCGGCGUGCCAGAAAAGCAGCAGCGAGUGCAUGAAGAGUGUCAGAAGUACCAUGAAAUCCAGGCCAUGACAAACUUGACUGCACGCAGCACAGCCAUGGAUGAGUUGAACAAGAUGCACAACACGUGUGAACCAGUGCGCAGGAAUAACUGUAAGGCUUGCAUCAAGGUGGACACAACCGUCAUCAUGAGGGGCCAUCAUGGAACCUCGAUGACUUCCAGAGUGAUUUCUAAAGUCUGUGCCCAAGAGAAACCAGAAAUCGAUGAUGACAGCUGUAAAGAGAGAGGACCAAAGUAUGCCAAGAGUAUUCUUUGUGUAUGUUAUGGAGACAAUUGUAACACUGCAUCUGCUCUCACCUUUAAUUUUGUUACUGUUAUAUUUCUUCUUAUAGCUAAACUACUGUCAUUUUAAAUUGUCAGGGACAGAUAACUCUGUAGAGUAAAAUGUCACAAAAAUAAAUAGAUAGUCUCACACUGCAUUUACGAGUGAAAUUAGUGAUGCGUUUUCUAGGCUACUGGUCACAUGAACACAGAGACCCACAUUCAGCAGAAAUUUUACAAUCAGUGGACUACUCAGUGGACAAUGACUGGUCAGAUGGUCAAAUACAGGUCAUGUUUAGAUUUUCAUUGUUUAAAUCUGAAGGCAGUUUUGAAGAAAAAUUAAUAUUUUUAGAGGAUGACAGUGACUAAGCUUGGUAUAUAAUUCCAGUUUUAUGAGAAAUGUGCACAGAAAUGUUUCUCACUUGAAUCAUAAAGUUAAGCUAAAUGUAAUUUAUAACAUAAGCCAUCCCUACCAGAGGUCUGUUUUGUGCAAUGUAUUUUUUUGAUAUCCCUUUUUUUAAUGUCUUAUUCAUGUUGAGAUUUCUACACUCAUAGACCGGUAACUUUAACAGUGCAUUUAUUUUCUUUCGGACAAUUUACAGUGUUUCUGAGAAACAUCAUGAUAUGUUGUAGAAAGCAGUGAGUACUGCACAUUUGCUCAUGACUGAUUUUAUUUUACUUUGAAAUCCACUUUUAUGUUAAUUCUUAUUUGAUAUACAUGUAUGUUAUGUUUUAUCUACCUUCCCAUUUGGCAUGAGGUUGCAAUAGCCUCAGCUUUUUACAGCCAUUUUUUUCUUUUGCACGCUCUUUAUUUGUACAUUGUUAUGUCCUUUGAUGCAGUGUUUGUUUUACAUUUUCUGUAUUGUUUGAAAAGUAUUUCUCUCAGAAUCAUGUGAUCUGAUGUUCAUAGCUAUCCAGUUUGAAUUUGUAUUUAGAUCAUAAUUUAUCUAUUAUGAACCCCAAAUAAUGGAUUCUAUUUGACUGGUCAAAAAACAACUUGCAGUUGUAUUUAUUUUUACCUUGUACCACAAUGUAUAAAUUGUACACCGUCAUUUUUUACAAUGACCUCAGAAUUUGUAAGGGUUUUGGACGACAUUCCUCAGAUUGUUUGCGCUCUGUGUUUUCAAUUGACGUCACAAUAUACAUGUAUUUAUAAAUAAUUCAGUGAGCUAGGAGAAGUAAAGAUUAUUUUACAGUGAUAUUAGUAGCAUCAUUCCACCACGUGUUAAGGAAGUAAAGGAACCAGGAAGACCCUUUCACAGUGACCUUUGACUUCUGUCAAAAUUUAGCACUCCAGUACAGUAGAAAGUUUAUGGGCCAGGCUGAUCCAGUUGUGAGUUGAAAUAUAUUUUGUGUUCCCAAUGUCAACACCUAGGAUCCAAAAUAAAUGUUUCCAUCAAAUUUCAGAUUUUGAUACAAGUCACAACUUGUUUUAUGGAAUUACCUGUCCUGUACAGAUAGGCAGGUUUUUAUGGUAAACCUGUAACAUUGACCAACCCAGUGUAGCCACAGGCAUCUUAACCACCAGGGGCACCGUAGUAUUUCUGUCAGCCCACUGUUUGUUCGGCGAUAAAUCUCAAUACAGACUGGCUUUUAAUCCAGUAGCUUAUGAAGUCCAUGAUUAAUUGUUGUGAAGAUAAUAUUAGGUGUAGUCUGUUGUGACAAGUGGUUCUAUUUGUCUAUGCAAACAGAAUGGAAGCUGGUGGGCCAAGUCCAUGUUAGCCAGAGGUUAGGUUAUGGUACGUACUUGGUUUGGAGGCAGAUAUGCUCUACCUGUGGUUAUGGGUGAUCAGGUUAACCACUGGCAGGGGAUGGUGUGUAGCUAUGACAAGUGACAGCACAGUGUAUAGAUUUUCUGAAUGGUUGAUAUUAGGAUGAUCUCUGUGAAAACAUUACCAGGUACAUAUGUGUUUUUAAAUGUGAUGAUUUUAAAGGCUGGGUUUAAAAUGUUAUGUAUUAUUUAACAAUGCACUAAUACCUAAUGGAACACCACUUUGUGUAGUGCCAUGGAAUGUCACUUUGUGCAGUGUCAUAAAACACCACUUUGUGUGCAUUGUAGUCUCAUGGAACAGCAAUUUGUGUAGUGACAUGAAACACCACUUUGUGUCCAUGUAGUGCCAUGGAACAUCGUUUUGUGUACAUGCAGUGUCCUGGAACAGCAGUUUGUGUAGUGUCCUGGAACAGCGCUCUGUGCAGUGCCAUGUAUAGCACAUAUAAAAAGUUUGUGUCAUGAAGUUUUCAUUUGUAUUGUAGAAUUGUGUGUAGUUUCAUGGUUUAAAGUGUAAAGGCUUAAACUUGGGUCACUUAUUGUAGAAAUGUGCAGUAGUUGAUGACUUUACAUGUGUACAGCCAUAUGGGGACCAAGAAUCACUAACUCCAGAGACUGUGCAUAACCCAGACUUUGUGUGAUAAUAGUCAGUGUGUUUGUCCUAUUUUACACUGUAUACACAUUUAGAGUUGUAACCAAAUAAAUGUAAAUAAA